This is a messenger RNA of Sturnus vulgaris (Common starling), 1739 nucleotides long. RefSeq lists its product as uncharacterized. Gene Ontology annotation, biological process: regulation of transcription by RNA polymerase II. Gene Ontology annotation, cellular component: nucleus. NCBI's taxonomy places the organism in Eukaryota, Metazoa, Chordata, Aves, Passeriformes, Sturnidae. The record is from RefSeq and is a predicted model, not a curated record. Gene Ontology annotation, molecular function: RNA polymerase II cis-regulatory region sequence-specific DNA binding; DNA-binding transcription activator activity, RNA polymerase II-specific.
CUUUCCCAAUCCUUGGCCGGAUGGAGGAGGAGGAGGCCUCGAGGAAGAUGGCCCGGGAGCCCCAGGCAGACAAGGAGUUGAGGAUGGAGACCACGGAGGACAAAUCUCCUCGGCAGAACCUCGUGGAAGAGGCCGUUUGGAGCGGCUCCACGGCGCAGGAAUCCAGUGGGGAGGAAAAGCCCCGAAGAUCCCGCAUGGGGGGGGGCUGCAAACGCAGAUCACGGACAUCCGAGGAGGAAAGCCCCAGCCUGGGCUGGGGAGGUGGCCAGAGCUUGGAGCUGGGGGUCCAUGAGCAGCUUCACGAUGGGGACAAAUCCCACAAGUGCUCUAAAUGUGGGAAGAGCUUCAGCCAGAGCUCCAACCUGAUCCGCCACUGGAGAAUCCACACGGGGGAACGGCCCUAUGAGUGUGGGGAAUGCAGGAAGAGGUUUCAGACCAACUCCACUCUCCUCAGGCAUCAGCGGACCCACACAGAGGAGAAGCCCUUCUGCUGCCCUGAGUGUGGGAAGGGCUUCAAGCACAACUCGGCCCUUGUCACCCACCGGCGCAUCCACACCAGGGAGAGGCCCUAUGAGUGUCCUGAGUGUGGGAAGAGCUUCAGCCAGAGCUCCACCCUGACUGCCCACCAGAGGAUUCACACAGGGGAACGGCCCUAUGAGUGUGGGGAGUGUGGGAUGAGCUUCAGGACAAGCUCUGAACUGACUGUCCACCAGAGGAUUCACACAGGGGAAAGGCCCUACGAGUGUGGGAAGUGUGGGAAGAGCUUCAGCCGGAGCUGCCACCUGAUCCGCCACAUGGGAAUCCACACAGGGCAAUGGCCCUACGAGUGUGGGGAGUGUAGGAAGAGCUUCAGGACAAGCUCCGAACUCAUUGUCCACCAGAGGAGCCACACUGGGGAGAGGCCCUACGAGUGUGAUAAAUGCAGGAAGAAGUUUAACACCAGCUCCCAUCUCCUCCUCCACCAGCGGAUUCACACAGAGGAGAGGCCUUUCCGCUGCCUCGACUGCAGCAAGGGCUUCAGGCAAAAGUCUGGCCUCGUCAAGCACCAGCGCGUCCACACUGGGGAGAGGCCUUACAAGUGUCCUGAGUGUGGGAAGUGCUUCUCACAGAGCUCAGCCUUGACCCGACACCAACGGAGGCACCUCAGGAAGCCCUGCAAGUGCUCCGAGUGCGGGAAGAGCUUCGGGCACUGCUCCAGCUCCAUCCCCCAUGGGAGGAUCCGUGUUGGAUGAUCCCCAGUGACCCCUGGUGGGCAGAGCCCUGUGAUCCAUGGUGGCAGUGAUCUAUGUUGGUUGCCCUGGCUGGGCACCUCCACAUCCUCCUGGCUCCCCGUGGGCACCUGGACACAUCCACAAACCAAUGUCAGAAAUCCAUUGUGGAGAACUUAAUUUGUCGACUUCUGACCCCAGAAAAAUCGCACUUUUUGCUUCUUCUGGUGGUGUCAAGUAACACUGGAUGGCCUUGGAGAUUAUCUCCAACAUAUAUCCAUUGUUUUAAUUUUCUCUGGCCCAGCAUCUUCCACAGCCAAAUGGGGAUGGAUUGGGGAAAAACUCACGAUUUUGGAGAUGGUGAGGUGGAAACCCCUCCAAAAAAGGUUCUUUCCGCCCACCCAAGCGUGUGGAUGCUCUUCUGGCAGGGACAUGUAAAUAAUUUUAUUUUAGCCUUGAAACGAAAGGUUUUUGUUCCUCCCUUUGAAACCUGUGAAACUGGGGUAAAAAUAAAGAUGUUGAACUAAAAAA